UGUAUGGCAUUUGCAAAUACUGUAGCCUACUUUAAGCAGUACUCUAACAAUCAUACUUAUAAAUGCUAUAUAUGGAUUAUUUACUCUACAAAACCACUGCAUUUCUUGUAUUAGGAUUGUGCUCCUGCCAAGAUGAGUUACUGCUGGAUGGGCCUCUGAAUAGCACAGUUGGAGGGAAUGUGGUGUUCACCCUCAUCAACCCUCCAUCUAAACCACCUUCAAGAAUCACCUGGACUUCUCCAAGCAAAACAGAGAUCAUCACUACACUUGAUGAUUUAGAGAAGAUACAUCCUGAUUAUACUGGUAGAAUCUCUCUGAACAAAGCCACAGCAUCACUGGAGCUCAGCAACCUGACUACCAAUGACACUGGGGAGUACACUCUGGGCAUCUCCAUAAAUAGUGUACCUCAAGAGGCGAAAACAUCACUGACAGUGUUUGGGAAAAUAUCUACAUCUCCCAUCAUAAGCACUUGGGGCACCCUCAUGGCAGGCAAACGUUCUGUCAACUUGACCUGUGAUGCUCAGGGCACCAUUGUCACCAGAGAGUGGACAAAGGAUGGAAAACCUCUGUCUCCUAGCAACAGAACCACCUUCUAUGAGAAGAACAGAAUACUGUCCAUCAGCCCAGUAGAGAAGGAGGACAAUGGGCAGUACACAUGCACAGUCAGCAAUCCUUUCAGCGUUGAUAGUAAGAACUACACCCUUGCGUUCAAUCCUGAAACUCCAAGCAGUGGACUGUCUGAUGGAGAAAUAGCAGGGAUUGUUAUUGGCACCAUUGCAGGUGUAGCUCUGGUUGUGUGCUUAAUAGCAUUCGGCACAAAGAAAGCCGGGGUAUGGUAGCUAGUCUGUAGUUAUUUAACAUUUGGUCAUAUCUGUGACACUGAGCUGUUUACUCUCAAAUAAUUAGAAAUGAAAUCAAAUACUGAUUAGAUUGAAAAUAAGGUAACGGAGUGAGAUAAGUUUGUAAUAUCCAAAGCUGAUUUUACAUAUUUUGCUCAGUAAAUGCUUCAAUGCUAUUCAAAAUAUUUACUGGCUACAAGACACUUUUAAAACAGGCAUUGUGAUUUUAAAAAUAUAUAUUUUACAUUUUUUUAGGCUACACGUAUCAUUUGUAAUUGUGUACGAAAUAUUUUUCUAAUAAAAAUGUUGAAACAACGUUGGACCUUG
This is a messenger RNA of Alosa sapidissima (American shad), 1166 nucleotides long. RefSeq names its product carcinoembryonic antigen-related cell adhesion molecule 1-like. Gene Ontology annotation, cellular component: membrane. The transcript has 4 exons. Lineage: Eukaryota; Metazoa; Chordata; Actinopteri; Clupeiformes; Clupeidae. The record is from RefSeq and is a predicted model, not a curated record. Bases 63 to 839 code for a protein of 258 amino acids.